Molecule: messenger RNA, 6661 nt
Organism: Leptinotarsa decemlineata (Colorado potato beetle)
Lineage: Eukaryota; Metazoa; Arthropoda; Insecta; Coleoptera; Chrysomelidae
Gene: Col4a1
Product: Collagen type IV alpha 1
Biological process (GO): extracellular matrix organization
Cellular component (GO): collagen trimer
Molecular function (GO): extracellular matrix structural constituent conferring tensile strength
Source: RefSeq, a predicted model, not a curated record
GGGAGAUCAAGGACCACUGGGAAGUGUGAAUUCACGGGAUCAAUCCCAAGAUGGUUACGAAACAUCCAAUGUAGAAAUUAGCAACUCUCGAGCAGAUGAUGAUUCUGGUACUGAAAGGUAUGGUUACGAUGUAACAGGUCCCUAUGAUUCAAGAUCAAGGGAGUAUUCAACUGUUGCCCCCAAUCCCUCGUACCCAUAUGAUUCACAAUCCAGAGCAUAUGUUUCUCAAUCCGGAUCAUAUGGUUCCAACUCGAGAUCUUAUGGUUCUCAGUCUGGCUCAUAUGAUUCUCAGCCUGUAAAAGAUAGAUCACGAUCAUAUGGCGCCGAGUCACGACCCCAGGAUUCCCAAUCUAGGUCAUAUUACGCAUCUGGUUCUCAGUCUGAGUCUUACGGUUCACCACAAGGAACUGGAAGUUACAAUUCUGAAUCCAGGGGAUAUGACUCUCAAUCUAGAGGAGUAUCUGGUUCUCAGUCUGGGGCAUAUGAUUCACCUCCUGAAUCGACUAGUUACAAUUCAGAUUCCAGAGGAUAUACAUCUCAGUCUGGCUCACCAUCUGCUUCUAGAAGUUAUAGUUCAGGAUCCAGAGAAUAUAACUCUCAAUCUGUUGGAAAUGGAAAACAAUCCAAUUCACAAUCAUCAGCAUACGAUUCGCGGUCGGAAUAUUAUGGUUCCAGAGGGUUUUCGGGGGGACGUACUAGUGGACAAGCUGAUCAACUGGGCAGUUAUAAUGCACGUAGACCAUAUGAAAGUAGUCCAUAUGAAAGUGAUCGACGAUACUACAGUAGUUAUGAUGUAUAUGCUUCGUCUGGUAUAGGAAGAAAUGGCAGUGAUAAAUGUAUACCAAAAUGUUUUGCCGAGAAAGGAGAGAGGGGACUACCUGGCAGGAUGGGCAUGCCAGGAGAGAAAGGUCAACGCGGUUUUCCUGGUGAAGAAGGAAUGAUGGGAGACAAGGGAGAUAAAGGAGAAACUGGCUUAAUGGGGCCCAGAGGACCAAAAGGCGAAAGGGGUAAAACAGGUAUUCCCGGAUACUCCGGUCUUCAUGGAAUUCCUGGAAUUGCAGGCCCCCCAGGAGCACCAGGAACUCCCGGUAUGGACGGCUGUAACGGUACCGAUGGUCUUCCUGGAGAGCCUGGUUUUCCAGGUCCACCAGGUCCCAGAGGUAUUCCAGGACCAACGGGUAUUAAGGGAAUGAAAGGAGAAGCAGCUCAUUGUGAAAUUACUUUAAAAGGGCAAAAAGGGGAGCCAGGUCGUGAUGGCGUUACGGGCCCCUCUGGAAAUCCAGGUCCUUCUGGCCCAGCCGGAUUCCCAGGUCCAAAGGGAGAAUAUGGUCUACCGGGUCCCACAGGUCCCCCUGGUCCUAGAGGUUACAAAGGGUCUAUGGGCGUGGGAUUUUAUGGUAAUAAAGGUGAGAAAGGAAUAAUGGGUCCUCGAGGACAGAAGGGAGAACCAGCUGAUGGGCACCACGAACAAAACCAGACCGCUUUGGUGGGGCCGAUGGGAGAAAAGGGAAUGAAAGGAGAUCGAGGAGAAUACGGUUUUCCAGGACAGAAAGGGGAGCCGGGACCAGAAGGUGAUUACGGCAUCCCCGGAAUGGCGGGAUCUAAGGGAGAAAAAGGAUUACCUGGAGCCCCAGGUCAAAGAGGAAGAGAUGGGUUUGCUGGUCCCCCAGGACCUCCAGGACAAAAAGGAGAUCGAGGAUUAACAGGACUUUCGGGAUUGGCUGGAAGACCAGGUCUUAAAGGAGAACCCGGAAGAGAUGGAUCACAAGGUCGAAUAGGAUUAACAGGUCCUCCAGGUCCACCUGGAGGCGGUAAAGGUUUUCCCGGCCCUCCAGGACCCCAAGGACCACGAGGAUAUCCGGGUCCAAUGGGACCCAAAGGAAUGGAUGGUUUUCCUGGUGAACCAGGAUUGAGGGGACCAAUGGGACCUCCUGGCGGUUUAGGGAUUCCAGGAACGCCUGGCCCUGAGGGAGCACCGGGGGAAAAAGGAGAACCAGGAGAGGCUGGUGCAGCUGGUCUCCCAGGUGAAGAUGGGCCCAGAGGAUUUCCAGGACCCACCGGACCCCAAGGGAUCCGUGGGCUUCCAGGCGAUAAAGGUGUAUCCAUAAUGGGACCCAAAGGUGAAGAUGGUGAACCCGGACGUGACGGUCAAAUAGGGCGAAAAGGAGAAAAAGGAUUCAGUGGUCCUAGAGGAACGCCUGGUGAUGCGUUGAACGGUAUACCUGGAUUCAGUGGACCACCAGGUCAACAGGGAGAGAAAGGAAAUGCGGGUCGGCCUGGAAUUCCUGGAAAUCCAGGUAUACCUGGAGAAAAAGGAGAUAUCGGAGGAAGAUGUAUAGACUGUCUACCUGGUCUUAGAGGAGAGAAAGGUGAUCGUGGAAAUGAUGGAAGAGAUGGGGCAGUUGGACCAAGAGGUCCUUCUGGUCCACCAGGUUUUAUGGGACCACCCGGUCACGAUGGUGUUCGCGGACGAGAUGGACCUCCUGGUAACCCUGGAACACCUGGCAUAGAUGGAAAUCCAGGAUCACCAGGAUUACCUGGAAAACCCGCUAUGGUACCGAUCAACUUGGUUAGAGCUGAAAAGGGAGAAAAAGGUUCGCGAGGACGAGAUGGUCCACAAGGACCCAAAGGUUUUCCUGGUCCAAUGGGACCUAAAGGAGAUACUGGCUUACCUGGUUUCCCAGGAGAAAAAGGUGAUAGAGGAUACGAUGGCUUCACAGGUCAAGAUGGAAAACCAGGUGAACCUGGAGUACCUGGAAUCAAGGGUCAGAAAGGUGACAGUAUCAAGGGAGAGCCUGGAAACACCGGUUCGCAAGGAGAAAAGGGAGAAAGGGGAGAAGAUGGACAACAGGGUGAGGUUGGAGCCCCAGGAACUUGUCCACAGAAUUAUGAGAUAAAAGGCAACGAAGGUCCUGGCGGUCAAAAAGGAGAACGAGGAUUCCCUGGUAGGGAUGGAGAAAGAGGGGAGAAAGGUGAUCAAGGAAAUCGUGGACCAAGUGGACCUCAAGGUCAAGAUGGACCUCCAGGGCCAGUGGGUCGAAGAGGUUUACCUGGACCAAGAGGAGACAAAGGUGACAUAGGUCCGAUGGGAUUCCCUGGUGAACAAGGAAGAGACGGUACUCCUGGUUUACCUGGUUUGUCUGGAGCCAAAGGAAACAAAGGAGAAGCAGGUAUUCCUUCUGUUGGUCCACCUGGACCUGUAGGACCCAUGGGGUUGAAGGGAGAAAAAGGAUUGCCAGGUUUCCCAGGAAAGACAGGCCCGCAAGGAAAUGACGGUUUUGCUGGUUUGAUGGGAGAGAAAGGAGACGUAGGCGAGCCUGGCCGUAAUGGGCUUACAGGAUCUCCAGGAGAAAAAGGAGAACCGGGUCCAAUCGGGCCGGCUGGAAUUGAUGGAUCUCCAGGAAGACCCGGACCAGAAGGAGUGAAAGGUGAACCCGGUCUCAGAGGAGAACCUGGUAGACCUGGUCUUGCUGGAUUUCCAGGUUUCAAAGGUGAAUCUGGCAUUCCUGGUGCUCCUGGUGCUAAGGGUUUCAAGGGAAUGAUUGGUAGGCCAGGAUCCCCUGGUGUUCCUGGAAUGGAUGGUAUGCCUGGUCUUAUGGGUGAAAAGGGAGAACGUGGUUUCUACGGUCCUCAAGGCCCACAAGGUUUGAUUGGAAUGCCGGGUGAAAUGGGCCCAUCUGGUGAAAAGGGUGAUAUUGGUUCUUUUGGUCCUCCCGGUCUUCCUGGCCCAAGAGGUCUUCCAGGGUUGAAAGGACAGGCUGGUUUACCUGGACUUACAGGCCGAAAAGGUGAACCGGGAUCUGCAUCCGAAAAGGGUCAGAAAGGAGAACAUGGUAUUCCUGGAUUACGUGGACCUGAAGGAUUACCUGGCCAACCAGGUUUCAUUGGACCCAAAGGAAAUUCUGGAUUACCUGGUAGAAGCAUUCCGGGAGCACAAGGAGAAAAAGGUGAUACUGGUCCCUUUGGUGAGGAUGGAUCACCAGGAAUGAAAGGUGCCAAAGGAGAAAGAGGCCAAGCUGGUUUCCCCGGACCUAAAGGAGAUAGAGGAUUUCCAGGAAUGAUGGGACAACCAGGUAUUGACGGUUUAAAUGGACCACAGGGUGAGAAGGGAGAUCGGGGAUUCCCAGGCCAGCCCGGAUUCGAGGGACAGAAGGGCGAGAGAGGAUUACCAGGAAUAGAUGGGAUCGAUGGUCAAAAAGGAGAACAAGGUCGAACAGGAGUGCCAGGAAUUGUUGGGGCACCCGGAGAUAAGGGCGACUAUGGAGAAAGGGGACCUCCUGGUCCAUUGGUACAAGUAAAGGGAGAAAAAGGAGAACCAGGUCCUUUCGGUAUUGAAGGAAGGCAAGGAGAGAAGGGAGAUCGCGGUUUUCAAGGAGAGAUUGGUCUUCUAGGCGAAAAGGGAGAAAUAGGUUUUCCGGGCAUCAAGGGAGACAUUGGGUUACCUGGUAUACCCGGAGAUAAAGGUGAAAGAGGCUUCCCUGGAUUAACUGGAUUGCCAGGACUAACUAUUAAGGGAGAAAAGGGACUCGCUGGUCUACCUGGAAAGAACGGAAGAGAAGGUUUACAAGGGUUCCAAGGAGAAAAGGGUGAGCAAGGAUUGCAAGGACUACCAGGAAGAACGGGACCACCCGGACCCCCUGGACCUCUAGGUUUACAAGGUCAAAAAGGAGACACAGGUUUUGAUGGACCACCAGGACCAGUUGGACCAAUGGGACCACCAGGUAGGCCCGGUUUGGAAGGAGCACCAGGAAUCAUGGGGGAGAAAGGAGAUAGAGGACCUCCUGGCUUUAUGGGUGCACCUGGAGAAAAAGGUGAUCGUGGCUUAACUGGAUUACAGGGACCACCUGGUUAUCCAGGAACAAAAGGAGAUAGAGGAUUUGAUGGAACACCGGGAUUACCCGGUCCAGUUGGCCCGACUGGCCCAAAGGGAGAUGGUGGAUUCCCAGGUAAACCAGGAUUCGAUGGAAUACCAGGAGAAAAAGGAGACAAGGGUGAACCUGCCCCACAAGGAUUUCCAGGUCCAAAAGGAAAUACUGGCCCACCAGGAACACCUGGCUUUCCUGGUGAACGGGGUGCACCUGGUAUUGAUGGUUUACCUGGUGUGCCGGGAGUGAAAGGUGACAAAGGAGACAGAGGUUUCCCAGGAAUUGCAGGUACUCCGGGUCUACCUGGUGAAAAAGGAGACCGAGGAAUACAAGGUUUAGUUGGUCUGCAGGGAGCUAUAGGCGACAUUGGUCCUAAAGGGGAGCCCGGAACACCUUGCGUUGAUAUACCAGACUAUCUAACAGGAACAUUAUUGGUCCGUCAUAGCCAGUCUAGAGAAGCGCCUCGAUGUGAAAGUGGUCAUAUUCAGUUAUGGGAAGGAUACUCUCUACUAUAUGUUGAAGGUAAUGAAAAGGCUCACACUCAAGAUUUAGGAAUGGCAGGUUCGUGCAUUAGAAGAUUCUCCACAAUGCCGUUUGUAUUCUGUGACGUGAAUAAUGUUUGUAAUUAUGCUAGUCGGAAUGAUAAAUCAUACUGGCUCUCCACUGGUGCACCCAUCCCAAUGAUGCCAGUUGAAGAAUCCCAAGUAGAGGAGUACAUUUCGAGGUGUGUGGUGUGUGAAGCACCGGCUAAUGUAAUAGCAGUACACAGUCAAUCAUUGUCUCUGCCCGAUUGUCCAAAUGGAUGGAGCUCUCUCUGGAUAGGUUACAGUUUCAUUAUGCACACUGCCGCAGGAGCCGAAGGAGGCGGUCAAUCACUCUCUAGUUCUGGCUCGUGUCUUGAAGAUUUCAGGGCUUCUCCAUUCAUUGAAUGUAAUGGCGCUCAAGGAUCUUGUCAAUUCUUCGCCAACACCAUGAGCUUCUGGUUGGCAACCAUCGACGCCCAACAACAGUUCCUGAAACCCCAGAAACAAACACUCAAAGCUGGCAAUGUUAGAGAUAGAAUUAGUAGAUGCCAAGUUUGCAUCAGGAAUACGUAAAAAUUGUCAUUUUAGGGUACAUCUUUCUAAUGAAAUGUCAUCAAACACAAAUAUAUAUAUCGACUUGUUGUUUACAUUCAAUCAGUUAUUUUUUAUUCGAAAGAAAUACAUGCAAACGAGAGGUCGAUUCAAUGAUGUGUUCCUUCAAUCCAACUAGCGUUCCUCGAUCAUCUCUCGUGAUAAUAAAUAGAAUUCGAUGAUCAGCACGUUAAAAUGUAUAGUGAGCUUUGUAACUUUUUAAUACUGCCGUGCCAUGUUUGUGUAACACAAUAAAACAUGUAAAGAUUUUUGUAUAGUUCUUAGCAUUAAGUUUUAUGUAUGUAACUCUACCAAAACAAAAACAGAAUUGCUACGAUUAGUGGGAAAGCGUUCACUAAUGUUUAUCACGUUUUAUAAAUUUUAACUUAACCGUUACCUGUUGGAUAUAUUGAAGACAUAUCUUCAGAAGAGAAUAUUUUUUUAAUUUAAUGAUUUAUGGUGCUAUAUAUUCGUAAAAUAAUUUGUAUUUGCUUUCGAGAUCGCAGUGACUAUAGGCAAGAAAAAUCUCCAUUGUGACAUUCCUCUAAAAACUUCCUGGAUUAAUCCUCUAGUCAGCCACACACAAUGACAAAUCCCAGUUCAUAUUAUUUUUAUAAGCUGCCUCAUUUGUUUUCAAUAAACACUGCCAUUUGUAAAAUAAAUCGUUGAUGAAAUUUAAAA